AUGUCGAUACAAUCAGCUGAAGAUUUUGAUCCAACAUCAUCGACACCUGUCUUUGGUAGUGCUGUAUCACAAACAAAAAUUCAACAACAACAACAACCAAAUAAUGAUUUAGGAGGCACGGAAAAAUUAUUAACACCUGAAUUGGCUGUUAAUGGACAAAAUAAUACAACAAAUAAUAAAACUAGUGAUAAUUUAGAUAAUGGUAAUACAGAAUCUGUAAAGGAAAAUACAGGUGCAAGUGAUUCAACAGAUGUACAUGUCAAUGGACAAAAUGGUAAAACAGAAGUUGAUACAGUUUCAUCAGUCAAUGCAACAACUAAAGAUAAUGCUAAUUCAGUUGUAGACUCGAGUUCAGCAGUAGAAGCAGCAAAUACAAUCGAAAAUCCAAUUCAAAAUAAUACUCUUCCAACACCAUCAGUUGAACCAACUGAUAGUAUUGCAUCAACAGCUACAGCACCAACUGAUGAACCAACAUUAACUGGACCCGAACCAGGACUAACAACAUCAGCAGAUAUUCCUAAAAAAGAUUUAUCAACUAUGCCAACAAUUAAAAAUGAUAAUUCUGGUCCACCUGCUCCCGGUCCACUUGUUGAAACAACAUCAACUCCAACAUCUAAUGAUAAUGUUCCUGCAUCAGCUACAGCUCCUGAAGCAACUGUUCUAGCUGAAUCUACAACAACACCAGAACAUAAAACUAAAUCUCCUCGUGGUAAAGCUAAAUCACCUAUUGUAUCAACUCCACCAACACGUCAAUCAUCACGUAGUCGAAAACCUGCUUCAUCAUCAUCACAGAAUGAAGACGACAAACAAACAGCUGAAGAAGUUCAAGCACCCGUAACCAAAAAAAUUGAAUCUUCACCACCACCAGCACCAGCACCGAAACGUACUAAACGUCAAGCAGCAACUGUAGCUACAGAUGCUAUACAAGCAGGUACCAGUUCAGCUGAAGAAGAAGAAGAAGCAGAAGCUAAGGAUGAAUCUGAUGAUGAAGAUGCAGUUCCAUCUGAUGCAGAAUAUGAUGAUGAUAUGAAAGGUAGUAAAUCAAAAAAAAAGAGAACUCCAUCACCACGUAAAGGUGGAAGAGGCUCAGGAGGAGGUCGUGGACGAAAACGUGUAGCAUCAUCAUCACCUAGUACAUCUAAAAAGAAAACAGCAACACCAAAAGGAAAAAAAUCAAUUACAUCAAAUGAUGAACAACAAAUGGAUGUUGAUAAAACAGAAGUAACAACGACUACAACAGCAACAACAGCAGCAGAACCAGCACCAGCAGCAGCAAGUGAAACGGUUCAAACACCACCAAAAAGAGGACGAACAAGUGGAAGCAAGAAAACACCAACAUCAGCAUCAACAACACCAGAACCAAGUGGAGAUUAUGUACGAAAAUUACGACCACGUAAAUGA
Molecule: messenger RNA, 1401 nt
Organism: Adineta steineri
Lineage: Eukaryota; Metazoa; Rotifera; Eurotatoria; Adinetida; Adinetidae
Source: the annotation of a GenBank genome assembly